ACACCAUUGUUGCAUUUCGCCAAGUUCUUUUGCCAUCUUUCAAUCCCCAGGUUUCAAUACGACGACAAGUUUCAUUCCAGAUUUACAACCUGAUCCUCAAUUGCGUUUCCCCUGGGGGUCCUAGGGUUCUUUUCUUUUUUUUUUGUUCAAAAUUUCAAUACCGUGUUAGAAACCCUAGCCCCCUUUCUCAUUCGGUUAGGUUCAGGGUUUAUGAUCAUCGAUGGUUGGUUGUUGUUGAUAUAAGGUUUGAAAAUGAGCGCAUUGAGUUUUCUUUACAGCUCGAAAAACCCCAGAUUCCGAGGGGUUUUUAAUGGGAUUUGUGCUCUCGUUCUGUUUUGCUUCUUCUUUGAUCGGAGCGAUAUUCUCAGGAACCCUUUGUUGAAAGACGUUUCUUUCGUCAAUGGCGGCAGUGGUUCGACCUCCGGAGGUAAAUUCACCCAGUUUACGGUAAUUCGUAGGCAUGUGACUGAAAUUGAAACCAAUGGUUCUGGCAAUAGCAGCUUGAGUAGCAGCAAUACUGUUUUAUGCUCCGGGUUACACAGACACAUGGGAUAUGCUGAUCAAUGCGAGUUCUUAAAAGCAAACCCAAGUUGUUCCCCUGAUGGAUUCUUUGAUUACCUCAACUUUUUUUACUGCUCCUGCAGAAAUUUCAGCAUCUUGGGUUACAUGAUCUUGGCUGUUUGGCUUGUUGCUUUGUUUUAUCUCUUGGGCAAUACUGCUGCCGAUUACUUUUGUUGUUCCUUGGAGAAGCUUUCUAAGCUUUUGAGGCUGCCUCCAACUCUUGCUGGUGUUACUUUGCUUCCACUUGGUAAUGGAGCACCAGAUGUGUUUGCAAGCAUUGCUGCUUUUGUUGGAACAGAUAAAGGAGAAGUUGGUCUUAACAGCGUCUUGGGUGGUGCUGUGUUUGUUACCUCUGUUGUUGUUGGGAUUGUUUCGCUCUGUGUUGCCGAUAAGGAAGUCAAGAUCGAUAAGAAAUGCUUCAUCAGAGACUUGAGUUUCUUCCUUUUCACGCUCGUGUCUUUGCUGGUGAUUUUGAUGGUUGGUAAAGUCACAGUAAGGAUUGCCAUUGCGUUUGUGUCUAUAUAUGUGGUGUAUGCUUUCCUUGUUGCAGCGAAUGUGAUUCUGAGAAAACAUGCUAAGAGGUUUAAACUAGAGGCUAUUACUCCGUUGCUACCUAUGCAAGGAAGCGUGUUUUCCCCGAGUGUUGGAGAGGAUAUGCCAAUGCAUAACCCCUUGAUUGAAACUGAAACUGAGGAAGGUCCACCUCGGCUACAGAGUCUUCCUCAGUGGAUGUGGGCGUCAAAUGUGGCCAUCUAUUCAAACCAUUUCGCAAAAGUUAGUUUACAUGAUGAAGACAGGCCACCUUGGGGAUGGAUUGAUGACAGUACAGAAGUUGAGAGCUCCUCAUGUAAUAAAUUCACUUCCUUGUUAGAAAUCCCGCUGACGAUUCCAAGGAGGUUAACAAUUCCAUCAGUCGAGGAAGAUACAUGGUCUAAGACAUACGCUGUGGCCAGCGUCUCAUUAGCGCCUAUCCUUUUGGCGUCUCUCUGGAGUAGCCAAGACGAUGUGAGUGCUCAAGGUUGUGGUGUGGCUUACUUUAUAAGCGUUGCUAUAGGCUCUACUCUUGGAUUUCUUGCUUACAAAAACACAGAACCUGAUCACCCACCUCGAAGAUUCUUGAUCCCUUGGGUUCUUGGUGGGUUCAUCAUGAGCAUCGUAUGGUUCUACAUGAUUGCAAAUGAACUUGUUGCUCUUCUGGUGACAUUUGGUGAAAUAUACGGAAUUAACCCGUCAAUACUUGCGUUAACAGUACUUGCUUGGGGAAACUCAAUGGGUGACUUAGUGUCGAAUAUCGCACUGACUAUGAGCGGUGGGGAUGGUGUACAAAUCGCUCUAUCAGGAUGCUAUGCAGGUCCGAUGUUCAACACACUGGUCGGACUCGGUAUGUCGAUGCUUUUUGGCGCAUGGUCCAAGAGUCCAGACACAUACAUGCUACCAGAAGACAAAAGCCUGUUCUACACACUUGGGUUUUUAGUACUGGGUUUGGUUUGGGCAAUGGUGAUACUCCCGCGCAACGACAUGCGACCUAACAAAACCUUAGGUAUGGGACUCAUUUCACUAUAUCUGAUAUUCGUCACUUUUAGGCUCAGUUGCGCCAUGGGAUUCAUACCAUGGGCUGCUUAACAAAAAAGUUAUAUAAUCUUUGUUUAGUCUCUAACCACAAACUAAUCAGAGGCUUAUUGUAUACCAAAAUAUGUGUCGUGAGAGAGUUCAUAAUUUUGAAUCUUUUUUUAGUGUUUGUUUGGCUGUUAUUAUUGGUUGGUUUGGCCUUUUGUUAUACCUGCCCAUUUUUAUAACCGCAAAAAAAAGAAACUUA
Molecule: messenger RNA, 2377 nt
Organism: Capsella rubella
Lineage: Eukaryota; Viridiplantae; Streptophyta; Magnoliopsida; Brassicales; Brassicaceae
Product: cation/calcium exchanger 3
Exons: 1
Coding region: 253-2184 (643 amino acids)
Biological process (GO): monoatomic cation transport; transmembrane transport
Cellular component (GO): membrane
Molecular function (GO): monoatomic cation transmembrane transporter activity
Source: RefSeq, a predicted model, not a curated record